This is a messenger RNA of Auanema sp. JU1783, 589 nucleotides long. NCBI's taxonomy places the organism in Eukaryota, Metazoa, Nematoda, Chromadorea, Rhabditida, Rhabditidae. The record is from the annotation of a GenBank genome assembly.
AUGAAACUAUCAUGGCUCAUUCUACCUAUACUUUCAAUACUCGUACUUGUAGAUGGAUGUGAUUGGCUAAUGAAAAUCAAAGAGAAAAAAGUGGAUUUUAAAGUUUUGGGAGCUGGUCAACAUAGGGUCUUAGCCGUUAAAACAAGAAUUGUAAGCGAACAGAGGUUUUUAGAAUGCCGACUUCUUUAUGAGUUUGAAAUACCUGAUGGAGCUUACAUUGAUGGCGAUAGUAUUAAUUCAACACUAAUCAAUCACAAGGCUUACAUCAAAGAUCCAUUCGAUGUCGAAGUUAUGCAGGGACAUGCUAAAAGACAGAAAGUCCUUGUCCUUCAUUCCAAUAUUAUCAGACGAUCUUUCGCAGUAGAAGAUAAUUUAGAGUUGCCUGUACGAAUAAGGUACCACCCAGCAAAAGAAGCCGCAUUAGGAACUCCUCAAAAAGCAAAGGUUGUUUUCGUUACACCCACAGUGGCACUGGAUUGUCCUAACGAUUACGAAUCGUUAGGUUUAGCGAAAUGCGUUGGGAAGCGAUCGUAUAAUUCGUUUUCUGUUCAAUCGCAAGCUCCAUAUUGGGUUCUGAUUGAGCCAUUAA